GAAGCCGAUUGGAAGAACGCGUAAGGAAGAGGUCUCGUCGCUCUAAAAUAAAAGCGCUCUUUCAUUAAUCCUUAUGUGCGCUAAGGGUUGGAAUUUCAUUAUUAAGACGAAUAAUGUUAUCAACUUGGAAGAACAACGAACGUUAGUGAUAUAAACAUCAAGUAUGAAAAUUUAAACAUAGAAAUUGUCAACACAAUUUUAACUUUAAUCUCCCCCAAACGGUUGAGAUGAAUUGCGUAAUUUAUUGGAUUUUAUUUUUUGAAUUUCAACCCAGGAAGACAAUUCGGGCGCAGAAAAGUGGACAUUCUAAUUGAUGACGGGGCUUUGUUUUCUUGGAUGCAAUCAAAACAUGUUUUGAUGUUUUGUGAAGCGCAUAUUAGCCUACAGACGGUUUACACACAUUUGGAUCUUUUGAUCGUCAGAGCGGGUGUUGUUUUGAGCUUAGAUCAGCGGAACACGAUCAUAAUUAGACAUUUCAAAUGUGUCAAGAGCGCAAUUUGAGUUAAGAAGUCAUGGCUCGUAUUGAGGCCUUGAAAGGUUUGAUUAACCGUUAUAAAUAAUACAAACCUCAAGUAGGCAAUUUGACGAAAAUAAAAUAAAACUUAAGCAACCUCUGUUAAGUUAUAAAAACAGUUUCAUUUGAUAGCUGUUACAGCCAGAGACCAUAGUAGUUUUUUCAUCAAUACCAUUAGGAGGACUGCUGCGAGCAACACAUCGAUUACCAUAACACGCGCUAGAGCGAUGCUGCUUGAACUGCGUUACGCAUUUUAUGGAUAGAAAGAACUUGUGUAAUCUGUUUUGCCGGAGCAUUCCCAUUCAACAAACUCUACGGAAUAAAGCCCAUGUAAGGAACAGAAAAUAGACGACGCGAAGUCCUUCCUUUCAUUUGACAAAUGGAGCUGCACAAAUAUUUGCUGUCACUCAUGUUGGUAGUUCUCCUCAAAGGGUUGUGUGAGAGUUUCAACAUCGACAUAAAGCGCCCCCGUAUCUUCACCGGUCCAGAAGAGGCCUUAUUUGGUUUUUCUGUACUACAGCAUGAAAACGAGGGAGAGAAAUCUAUGCUGGUUGGUGCUCCUUGGGAUGGCCCGCUCAAUAACAGGAGAGGAGAUGUGUACAAAUGUCUUGUGGAAGAUGAGAGUAACUCCAAUUGCACAAAAGUCAACCUGGGUGAGAGAGCGUUUCACAACAUAUCUAGAAACCUGAAGAACUCCCACCUAGGAAUGACUCUUAGUCCAGACUCACCUGAUGGAUUCCUGGCGUGUGCUCCUCUGUGGUCUCAAGAGUGUGGCACGUCAGUCUUCAGUACCGGAAUCUGUACCUCUGUCAGUGAUGACUUGGAACCCAGAGAGACCAUCGCCCCUACAGCGCAAAGGUGUGCUACAUACAUGGACAUAGUGAUAGUUCUGGAUGGCUCUAACAGUAUCUAUCCCUGGUACCAAGUCCAAAACUUCCUCAGUAACAUCCUCAGCAAGUUCCACAUCAGCCCAGAACAGAUGCAGGUGGGAGUGUUGCAGUAUGGCGAGGUAGCAGUCCAUGAGUGGUCACUGAGAGAUUAUCAGACAACACAGGAGGUGGUCGAAGCAGCCAAGAACAUCAGCCGACAGGAAGGGCGGGAGACACGCACAGCAUACGCCAUCCACAUGGGCUGUACCGAGGCAUUUAGCCCGGAGCGCGGGGCCAGGGAGGGCGCCACCAAGGUCAUGAUCGUGGUGACUGAUGGGGAGUCACAUGAUGGCGAGGAGCUCCCGGAUGCUCUGGAGGAGUGUGAGAAGAGGAACAUCACCAGAUAUGCCAUUGCUGUACUUGGUCAUUACAUCCGCAGACAGCAGGACCCAGAGACGUUCAUCAGUGAGAUCAAGUACAUUGCCAGUGACCCUGACGACAAGUACUUCUUCAACGUGACAGACGAAGCAGCACUCAACGACAUCGUAGACGCACUGGGAGAUCGAAUCUUCAGUCUUGAGGGGACGUUGGCAUAUAACGAAAGCUCCUUUGAAUUUGAGAUGUCCCAGAUCGGCUUCUCUACGCAUGUUCUUGAUGAUGGGAUCCUGUUUGGGAUGGUGGGGGCAUAUGACUGGGAUGGAGGGGUGCUGAAGGAGGGAACUGAGGGGCGCAUCAUGCCUACUCGAGAGGCGUUUGAGUCAGAGUUUCCCCAGGAACUCAAGAAUCAUGCUGCUUAUUUAGGCUACACAGUGUCGUCCGUGAUGGUUGGUGACUGGAGGAGGCUGUAUGUGGCUGGGGCUCCCAGGUUUAAACACAAAGGAAAGGUCAUUCUGUUUGAACUGAGCAACGAUGGAGAUGUCAACAUUGUACAGGCACUGAAUGGAGAACAGAUCGGCUCCUACUAUGGCAGUGAGGUGUGUGGGCUGGAUGUGGACCAGGAUGGCAUCACGGACGUUCUGCUGGUGGCUGCUCCCAUGUACCUGGGCCCCGGGAACAAGGAGGCGGGAAAAGUGUACAUUUACUCACUUAGUGGGGAGGAGUUGUUUGUGUCCAAUGGGACUCUGAAAGCAGAAGAUAGGUCCCAGGAUGCUAGGUUUGGCUACGCCCUGGCUUCUGUCCCGGACCUCAACCAUGACGGCUACACAGAUCUGCUGGUGGGGGCACCCCUGGAGGACGGACACAAGGGGGCUUUAUAUGUCUACCACGGCCUGGGCAUCCACAUCAUCCAUACACACAAACAGCGUAUCGCUGGGUCGUCCCUGUCCCCCUCUCUACAGUACUUUGGGCGCAGUGUGAGCGGCAGACUGGACCUGGAUGGAGAUGAUCUUUUGGACCUGGCAGUGGGAGCCCAGGGCAGCGCUGUCCUCCUCAGUUCUCGUAAUAUUGUCCAGAUCAACGCGAGUCUCUUCUUCCAGCCCCACUCCAUCAAUGUCAUCCAGAAGACGUGUCUUAGGGGAGGGAGGGAGUCUGCCUGUCUCAACGCCACAGUCUGCUUCCUGGCAGUGUCCCGCUCCCCGGGACGCAGCAUCAGCUUUGAGCUGUCGGUGGCGGCCAUGUUGGAUGACAGGAAGUUGUCGGCGAGGGCGUUGUUCGACAACAACAGUCAAAGACAGACACAGCUAGGGGUCAGAGUUCACACUGGAGAGACUGUCUGCCACAACCUGCCCUUCCAUGUUUUUGACACAGCUGACUACAUCCGUCCAAUCAGCUUCUCCCUGCGCUUUAAGAUCAACGAUACAGAGAGUGGCCCGGUACUAGACGAAGGCUGGCCCACCACCGUGAAAAGAUCUAUUGCUUUCUUCAAAGACUGUGGCGAGGAUGAUGUUUGUGUGACUGACCUGGUGCUGCAGGCUCACAUGGACAUUUCUGGAACGAGACAGCAGCCCUAUGUGAUACGUAGUCCACGCAGGCGUCUGUCAGUAGAAGUCCAGCUACAGAACAGACUGGAGAACGCCUACAACACCAGCCUGACACUACACUCCUCACGCAACCUGCACUUCUCUAGUCUCAGCAUACGGGAGGAUGCCCAGUUCAAGAUUGAGUGUACAGCUCUCAGUUCCAACAGUCACUCCUGUAAUGUUAGCUACCCCGUGUUCCGCUCCCACUCCAAGGUGAAGUUCAUGUUGGAGUUUGAGUUCAGCUGUACGUCCCUGCUCAGUAAAGUCCAGAUGAAACUCACAGCUGCCAGUGACAGUGUGGAGAGAGAGGCUACGUUGGGAGACAACAGUGUCCAGCUCCAGACAGUGGUUCAGUAUGAACCAGACCUCUUCAUUACCAGUGAUUCUAAUCUGAACCGUUAUGAAGUCCACCCAACCAGAACUGUAUCAGAGGCCGUAGGACCAGAGUUCUACACACACUUCAGGCUCCAGAACCUGGGCUGUUACAGUGUUAGUCAACUGGAGCUGAGGUUGAGCUUGCCCUCCAUAGCGGCAGGAGACAGAGUCUUCAUGACUGUCACUGACGUCUUCUCUUACAACGUGACAGGGGUGAACUGCAGUGUAGACAGUGACCUGUCCAGGCUCAAGGCCAGACAGAGAGAUGUCCGACCGUUACACCCAGAAGACAUGCAGCAAACUGACCUACUGAACUGCAGUAGGUCGUGGUGCGUGGAGGUAGUGUGUGAAGUACGGCAGCUGCUUCGGGGACAGAGCGCUCUUGUAAGAGUCAGCCGAAGGGUCCACGACAACUUCUUCAGACAGGCUAAGUUUAAGGCGGUCAGUAUAGUGAGUUCCUAUCGUCUGGCUGCUAAGGAAUCUAACCUGGUCUCUCUGGGGAGUGGCGCCAUCUGGAGGGAGACGGUGUUGGAGGUACUUAAGGGCCGGGCUAUCCCCAUCUCUCUAUGGAUUCUGAUUGGUAGUAUCAUCGGAGGCCUUCUGCUAUUGGCACUCAUCAUUUUCGUACUGUGGAAGUUGGGGUUCUUCACUCGCAAACAGAUUAAGGAGGAGGAGCAUGAGGACUGAGCCUGCCCGUUGCCAUGUCGCUGAAUGUUUACAGUAUGUGUGACAACCAGAGAACCACUUCCUGCCCAUGCCCACAGCAACAAUGUGCACAGAGACUGCCCCCCCCCC
Esox lucius (northern pike) is the source of this 4511-nucleotide messenger RNA. It is a transcript of the gene itga10, whose product is annotated as integrin, alpha 10. Gene Ontology annotation, cellular component: external side of plasma membrane; integrin complex. Bases 894 to 4403 code for a protein of 1169 amino acids. The transcript is spliced from 30 exons. The record is from RefSeq and is a predicted model, not a curated record. Lineage: Eukaryota; Metazoa; Chordata; Actinopteri; Esociformes; Esocidae. Gene Ontology annotation, biological process: cell-cell adhesion; cell adhesion mediated by integrin; integrin-mediated signaling pathway. Gene Ontology annotation, molecular function: integrin binding.